AUGAAGAAGCAUCACUCGGUGCAGGGCACCUUCAGCCGCCUCUUCGGCAAGCGGCAGCCCAGCCCCGCCGCCGCUUCGCUCUUCGCCACCAACCCGCCCUGGAUCUUCUCGCAGGAGGUGACCUCGGAGAGCGCGGGUGGCACAGGUGAUGUGAUUGAGGUGUAUUAUGGUGACAAUCGCUUCGGGACAGUGACUGACUCGGGCACAGCCACACUCAAACCUCGGCCCCGGGUCCGGCCGCUCCUGACCUUCCUGCCCCUCAAUGCCCAAGAGUCCCAUGGGGUGGCUGUGCCAACGCCACUGGUGCCACAAGACUUUGAGCAGAAAGCAGCUCUUGACUCUGGCUCCCAGAUCAAUGGCAACUACCGAACGUACAGCUCGGUGGGGGACCUGCGCCCACAGGCUCUGGAGGGGGAUGACCUGGAAGAAGACAUCCCUCCUCCACCCUCAGUGCCCCCACCACCCCCUCCAACAGCACCAGCACCUGUGCCACCACCUCCAGCUUCGCCAGUCCCUCCUCCACCUGAAGUGCUGCCUCCACCGCCACCACCACCACCUGAGAUGGUGCCACCACCGCCCACUGUGGCACCUCCACCACCUCCAGGCUCUGCCUUGUCCUCUCCCAGCACACCAGCUCCUCCAGACUUCAUUCCACCAGCCCCACCAGGCGCUCUGUCAUCCAGCUGGGCCCCAGCACCCUUCACCAAUGGCAUCUCCAAGUGGAAGUCUGAGACUGUGCUGAACACGAGGCAGGUGGACGGUGAGAGGCCACUCUGCCCUGCCAAGGCUGGGGUGCCAGCUUCCCCCAGCCCAAACGAGACCCUGCAACCCAAGAACUGUCCUGAGCCCCACCUCACCUUCCCCAGGUCCUUCAAGGUGCCCCCUCCAGCCCCAGCCCGCUCCUCCUCCAUCCCCACGCAGGAGAACCAGCAGGCAGGGCAGGAGCCCCUCCCCAGGCAGCCUCAUGCCCGGCCCCCUCUCCCGCCAUGCUUCACCAUCAGACCUGCAGCCAAGGCUUACGCAGGAGGAGAAGCUGAGCAAAGGAAGUCCCCCCUGAGACAGCCAUUCACCAAGCCAGCUGUGCCCACACCCCCUCCACUGAGCCCCAAGCCGGGCCCUGGCCUCACCCAAGGGAUGAAUCCUGCUGGUCCCCGGUCCCCACUGGCAGGCUCCCAGGUGGAGAAGCUUCCCCAGCCAAAACCAGCCGAGAGAGACUCUCCUCCAAAAUCUGAACCUCUCUCUGCCAACGACCUGGACCUCCCCCCGCCAGACUACCCUACCUGUGAGGAGGAGGAUGACUGGAAGGACCCCAGCAACCUGAGCAAGCUGCAGCAUGAGCUCUCAGCCCUGCUUCGCUCUCCACGCAGGGAGGAGAGGCUGCUGGAGAAGCCAGCUGCCCCCCGGCCCAUGGGUGGCAGUGCCAACCGUGCCAGCAGCCAUGAGCCCAGUUUCAGCAGGCCCCAAGUUGUUGGACCUCCUGGGAAGGAUGUAAGGUUACCUGCAGGAGGGGAGAGUGAGAAGAAAGAUGUGCCCAGUGUACUCCCCAGUGCCAAGGAGGUUUCUCCCAGCAUGGCUCUCUCUGCUCCAGAGAGCAACCCAACCACACAGCCCCGCAGUGUGCUGGAGAUCAGGAACGAGCUGGAGGCUGUGCUGGCCCAGAAGAAAGAAGGAAAACCUGCCCUAGGGCUCAGCAGCCAGAAGCAGGGCACUGAGGAUGGCAGCAGCGCCCCACACCUGGGGAAGAGCUCCCCUGACCCAGGUGACUCAGUGCUGCCAAAACCAGCCCCAAUUCCAAAACCAGCCUCAAGCCUUCUGCCAGCACCAGCAUGUGCAGCGGAGAAGAAUGAGAUGAAGCACAAGGACCAUCCCACUGCUGCCACUAAGAAGGCCACAGAGAACUUGAAUGGGUCCCUCGACAGCAGCGUGAGCCCCCCAGACCCACCUCAGGGACCAGCAGAGGAGCCUCCUGCUCCCACCUCCCCCUCGCCCCCCAGCUCUCCCGCCCCGAGCCCAGCCUCGCAGCCCUCCGCUACCAUCUUCCAGUACAAAGUGCACCGGGCUGGGACCAGCUCAGCCGAAGCGCCCUGUGCCGAGCUGCCCUGCCCCACCGGCUCGGCCAGGAGCCCGCCGGGCACGGGGCAGGAGGAGGUCCUGAUCCACCCCGUGACGGGCGAGCGGGUGGAGCGGGGCUCCCCCAUGGCACUACUCCUGGCAGCCCGGCAGCGUGCCCAGCGGGGCCGACAAGGGAGCGAGGGGGGAGCCACGCCGCGGGCGAAGCCAGCGCUGAAAUUUGACAGUGCCUCAUCAGACACCACCUCCACCACCUUCUACCGCCACGAGUCCAAGCCCUACUCCUUCACCGUGGUGCCUCGGCCGGCUGCGGCGGGGUCAGGAUGCAGCAAGCCUCCAUCCUUCUCCAGCUCCUCGGAGCAGGGUCGGGACACACGGGCAGUCCCCGAGGCGCAGCCCCCAACCUUCUCUGGGCACCAGCAGCGAGCUGCUGCCUCCAGCCUGCUGCGGGGACUCCUGGAGCCCGGGCAGCAGACCCAGCCCCGGCACAAGGAGGAGGAGAACGGGGAGCCGGUGCUGGACUACGGCAUCAUCCCCCCGCCCCCCGAAUUCAGCAACGAGGCAGACGAGGCUGAGGGGUCCCUCCUCAGCCGGGAGGACAGCCGCAAGUGCCCCAGCUUCCCCGACUGCAGCCGGGGCUCGGAGGCUCCGCGCUAUUUCAGGUGGCCUGGCUACGGCCGCAGCUACGGGGCCAGCCGUGAGCCGCCGGCCCCGCUGCCCUCGGAGACCCGGAGGAACGGCGACUUUACACCCCCGUACCCGGAGCACGGCAGCUCCGCCGGGUACCUCAGCAGCGGCCCCAACCCUCGCCCGCUGAUCAAGAAGCGCCUGUACGUCUCUGAGCCCGACAGCUCCUACCCCCGGGCCGCUGCAGCCCCCCGGGGCACCGGCACCCUCUCCUCCUACACUCCGGGCGGGUACAGCUCCUCGGCUGGGGACGGGGUCCGCCGCCUCGGCUCUGCUCACAGGAAUGGCCCAGCGAGUGCCCAGGGCAGGCGGAUGUCCAUGGAUGCUGCUGGCAAAGCCACACCGUACAGCAGUGCCGGGGCCGAUGCCAAGUACAAAGGGCAGAACGGGGACUUCUCACCCACCAGCGUGGUGGCAGCCAGCAGACCUGCACACAGCAGUUCACCAUACACUGGACCAACCAACACCUUCACAGUCAGACCUGGAGCACGCCAGCCCAUCUCCUAUGUCUACCAGAGUGGCCACCGAUAG
Indicator indicator is the source of this 3288-nucleotide messenger RNA. It is a transcript of the gene C35H6orf132, whose product is annotated as chromosome 35 C6orf132 homolog. The record is from RefSeq and is a predicted model, not a curated record. NCBI's taxonomy places the organism in Eukaryota, Metazoa, Chordata, Aves, Piciformes, Indicatoridae. The transcript is spliced from 6 exons. The coding region runs from base 1 to 3288 and encodes 1095 amino acids.